AUGAGACUGAGGAGACAGAGGAGGAGAGACAGGAAGAGACAGAGGAGGAGACAGAAGAGGAGACAGAGGAGGAGAGAGAGAGGACACAGAGGAAGAGACAGAGGAGGAGAGAGAGGAAGAGACAGAGAGGAAGAGACAGAAGAUGAGACAGAGGAGACAGGAAAAGAGAGAGGAGGAGACAGAAAAGGAGACAGAGGAGGAGAGAGAGAGAGGAAGAGACAGAGAGGAGAAAGAGGAGGAGACAGAGGAGGAGAGAGAGAGGAAGAGACAGAAGAUGAGACAGAGAAAGAGGAGGAGAGUGAGAGGAAGAGACAGAAGAUGAGACAGAGGAGACAGGAGAAGAGAGAGGAGGAGACAGAAGAGGAGACAGAGGAGAGAGAGAGGAAGAGACAGAGAGGAGAAAGAGGAGGAGACAGAGGCGGAGAGAGAGAGGAAGAGACAGAAGAUGAGACAGAGGAAGAGACAGAGGAGGAGAGAGAGAGGAAGAGACAGAAGAGACAGAGGAGAAGAGAGAGGAAGAAACAGAGGAGGAGACAGAAGAGGAGACAUAGAGGGAGACAGAGGAGAAGAGAGAGGAAGAAACAGAGGAGGAGAGAGAGGAAGAGACAGAGGAGGAGAGAGAGAAGGAGGAGAGAGAGGAAGAGACAGAAGAGGAGAGAGAGCGGAAGAGACAGAAGAGGAGACAGAGGAGGAGGAGGAGAGAGAGGAAGAGACAGAGAGGAGACAGAGGAGGAGAGAGAGAGGAAGAGACAGAGGAGGAGGAGAGAUAGGAAGAGACAGAAGAUGAGACAGAGGAGACAGGAGAAGAGAGAGGAAGAAACAGAGGAGGAGAGAGAGGAAGAAACAGAGGAGAAGAGAGAGAGGAAGAGACAGAGAGGAGACAGAGGAGGAGACAGAGGAGGAGAGAGAGAGGAAGAGACAGAAGAUGAGACAGAGGAGACAGGAGAAGAGAGAGGAAGAAACAGAGGAGGAGAGAGAGGAAGAAACAGAGAAGGAGACAGAGGAGAAGAGAGAGGAAGAAACAGAGGAGGAGACAGAAGAGGAGACAGAGGAGGAGAGAAUAUCAAAAUCAUAAUAAAUAGUCUUUAA
Knipowitschia caucasica is the source of this 1089-nucleotide messenger RNA. NCBI's taxonomy places the organism in Eukaryota, Metazoa, Chordata, Actinopteri, Gobiiformes, Gobiidae. The record is from the annotation of a GenBank genome assembly.